Molecule: messenger RNA, 3708 nt
Organism: Athene cunicularia (burrowing owl)
Lineage: Eukaryota; Metazoa; Chordata; Aves; Strigiformes; Strigidae
Gene: OTUD4
Product: OTU deubiquitinase 4
Exons: 21
Coding region: 61-3471 (1136 amino acids)
Biological process (GO): negative regulation of toll-like receptor signaling pathway; protein deubiquitination; negative regulation of interleukin-1-mediated signaling pathway
Molecular function (GO): K63-linked deubiquitinase activity; cysteine-type deubiquitinase activity
Source: RefSeq, a predicted model, not a curated record
CCCGACGGCGGGGAGCAGAGGCAUCAAGGCGGCAGCGUGGGCGCCCCUGGAGACGCUUCCAUGGACGGCUACUUGCGAUCUCAGGGCUUGUACAGAAAGAGGGUUGCCAAGGAUGGAUCUUGUCUCUUCAGGGCUGUGGCUGAGCAGGUGUUACACUCUCAGUCUCGGCAUAUUGAUGUCAGGAUGGCUUGUGUAGAAUAUCUCCGGAAAAAUAGGGAGAAAUUUGAAGCAUUCAUAGAGGGGCCAUUUGAAGAGUAUCUGAAAAGUUUGGAAAAUCCACAGGAAUGGGUUGGACAAGUAGAAAUAAGUGCCCUUUCUCUUAUGUACAAGAAAGAUUUCAUAAUAUACCGGGAACCAAAUGCUUCUCCUUCACGUGUAACUGAAAAUGGCUUUUCUGAGAAGGUAUUGCUGUGCUUCUCAAAUGGAAACCACUAUGAUAUUGUUUAUCCCAUAGAGUAUUCAGAAAAGGCUGCUUUGUGCCAAUCUCUGCUGUACGAGUUGCUUUAUGAGAAAGUAUUUGAUACAGAUGUAAAGAAAAUCAUAGCAGAACUUAGUGCUGUUGGUGUGACAGAGGAGAGUAAUGGUAGCAGUGAAGUAUCUGCUUCAGAUUCAGAAGAUGACAACUACAGAAGUAAAGCUGCAACAGUUAGUGAUAUGAAUGGAUUGAAGUCUGUCUCUGGCAAUAAGCACCUUAAGAACAAUGGGAAUCCCACCUUGUUGGUCUUACCGAAAAAAGUUCUUAAAUCACUCAAUCCAUCAGUUUACAGAAAUGUUGAAUAUGAUGUUUGGCUCCAAUCCAAAUGGGAUCAGCAAAAACAAGAUUUUUCUAUUGCUGCUGGCAUGCAAUACUCAGUUGGAGAUAAAUGUAAAGUGCGCUUAGACCAUAAUGGGAAAUUUUAUAAUGCCCAUAUUCAAGAAGUUUGUUCAGAGAAUGGGCCGGUUGUUGUAUUUGUAGAAGAGCUUGGAGCAAAGCAUGCUGUCUCACUGAAGAGCCUUAAACCUCUUCCGCAGGCCUCUCCUAUGGAGGGCUGGAACACUGUGCCAGGGAAGAAGAUAAAAAAGUUUUUCUCAACAUGGGGGCAGAAUGCUCAGCCUGAUGCAGAUUGCAGAGGGCCAAAGAAUCAGAGCAAGUCAAUAAAACCCCAGUCAGCACUACCUCCUCGACUUCAGCAUACUGUGGGAACCAGGCAGCAUCAGUUCUUAUGUUCUGGACCCCAACCUCAUCAGACCUCAACUGAGCAAAAAGCUCUAGGCAGGAAUCCUUCCCAGACUGUAAGAAAACCAGACCGGGAGAGAACCGAAGAUGUGAACCAUGGCAGCAGAGAUUGUAACUACUUUGGCUUGUCUCCAGAGGAACGCAGGGAGAAGCAGGCUAUAGAAGAGUCUCGUUCACUUUAUGAGAUCCAGCAGAGGGAUGAACAAGCUUUUCCUGCUCUUUCCAAUAAUCAGUCUGUCUGUCAGGCUGCUACACAGACUGUGGAUAACUUAAACCAGAAAAAGUUCUCAAACAAUGAGAGAAGAAACAGCAAGUGGACAGCAGAGGUGGAAGAGCAGAAGGAUAAAGAGUCAAAUUCCAGGCAGAUCCACUUAAGUCAGAAGCUUGAGCCAAAUUCAUCUGAGAAGAAUAGUCAAGAUGAGAGUUAUCCAAAAGCUUCAUCUCCUUUGGAACAAGUCAAAACAGAUUCUCCGAUCCUUGCUGAGCAAGUAAGAAAUGUUUGUUUGAUUUCAAAGUUUUCCAGUCAGGGGACUUCAGACAAAGGGAAGCUUCAUCACAGCCAUAACCUGACAGAAUGCUUACCAAGCAUAACUCCAACACCCUCACCAGUCUUUUCUGAGGUGCAUUUACCUCCAGCAGUGCCUUCUGUACCAGCCAUUGUACCAGCUUGGCCAAGUGAGCCAACAACUUAUGGACCAGCAGGUAUUCCAGCCCAAAUACCUGCUUCUUCAUUGAUGCCAGCCCCAGCAACGGGACCUGACUCUAUUGUAUCACAGGCUCAGGUAACAUCUGCUCCAGUUGCUGGAGUUCCUGUGUCACUACAAGCAGUUAACCAGCCUUUAAUGCCUUUGCCUCAGACGCUGAAUCCUUACCAGGAUCCGCUAUACCCUGGAUUCCCUUUUAGUGAAAAGGGAGAAAGAGCUGUUGCACCCUCUUACUCCCUGUGCAAUACUGGGGAAGACUUACCUAAAGAUAAGAAUAUUCUUAGAUUUUUCUUCAACCUUGGUGUGAAGGCAUACAGUUGUCCCAUGUGGGCGCCCCAUUCUUACUUGUACCCCCUGCACCAGGCCUAUUUAGCUGCUUGUAGAAUGUACCCAAAUGUGUCACUGCCUGUGUAUCCGCACAACCCCUGGUUCCAGGAGGCUCCACUGGCUCAGAAUGAAAACGAAACUGCACGGACAAACAGGCACUUUCCUGUCCAGAGUGAGGCCAGAUCCAAUGGCCAAAUUCCCCCGGGUGACGGUCGAUCUAUGUCGCUGCCUCUGAUUAUACCAACAGCUCCGGUGUCAGAAAGCCAAGGACAGGUCUGCGUGGAAUCGGAGAAUCCGGCGCAAGCUCUUCAUGCAAACUACGAGGAGUCCCUGAGAGGGAAAAACGUGUUCCCCCAGCCACCCUUUGGACACAACCACUUUCUAGGAGCCGUUCCAAUAGCGCCUCCGUUCUUCCCUCACUUUUGGUAUGGGUACCCCAUUCAGGGUUUCAUUGAAAAUUCAGUAGCGAGGCCUAAUGUUGUCAUGUCACCCGAGGACAAAGAGGCAACAGCGGGCACCUCUGUGAACGUAUACGUGGCUAAAGAAUGCAGCCCUCCGGCUCCUGUGGCGAGCUCUGCAGAACAGCUUCAGAAGACCAACGGUGGCUCAAACACUGUAGCACUCCCUGGGGCUGGUGCGAGCAGUGAAUGCAGUGCCCCAAAAGAAACUUCAGCUCGGGCACCUGUGUCGGAACAAAUGGGUCCUUCAGCCUCUCCUGCUAAGCAAAAACCAGCUGGGCAGCAAACUCGCUCUCUGCAAAUGCAGGGGACCGAGAGGCAGACGGCGGCGCCCAACACUCCGCUGCUGUCGGCGGAACCACUGAAAAAUGAACUGAGAAAUAGCGUUCCUGGUCGUAAGGAGAAGCCUGAGAAAGGCCGAGAUUGUAAGGCUGCUGGCAAUGUGCAGAUAGAAAGCCGGGCCCAGAGAACCAGGGAGGAGAGCUCUGAAGACGAGAGCGAAGUUUCCGAUAUGCUGCGAAGUGGUAGAUCCAAGCAGUUUUAUAACCAGACUUAUGGAGGAGGCAGGAGGCCUCGACUCGAGUGGGGUUACUCCAGCAGGGGAGGAGGGUACCAGUUCCAAAGGAACGAGGAGGCCUGGAAGGGAGCGCCCAGCAGAGCCAGAGACGACGGCUACCAGUAUCAGCGGAACUUCAGAGGGAGGCCCUACAGGAAUGACAGGAGGAGGGCAGCACUGGGAGAGAAUCAGAGGGGGCAUCAAGCGUAGAAUGAAUGGAUAAUUGAACAUUUCAAAACACAAAAAGUAAUUUUGAAGUAGCAGUUUAAAAUCUUUCUUUUGAGUAAAGUUCAAGGAUACUUUCAACUUUUGGCGAGUGAAGACUAGGAAGAUGUGAACUCCUACCGUUUGGUUUUUUUUUGGGAUUAUAGUUUGUUUGGCUUAGCAUUUUUUCCUCAAUGUCAAAUUAGAAAAAAACAACAUAGGUUUAGUGUUUGAUAAUUCCCA